GGUUGAGAAUAGAAAAAAAAAAACAUUUGUUAGCUGAGGUAGCUAGGUUAGAUAUCUGAAAUAUAUAUAGAUAUAGAUAUAGGUAUAGAUAUAUCCAUAUAUACUCGGUUUAGGACCAUUUAGCAAUUUAAGUUAGUGUCGCUGGGUAGGAUAAUUUUCCACAAAACACUUACACUGGAGCAGCGAAAGGUAAGAAGAGUAAAGCAUUACCGAAGAGGCACCAUCAAGCAGUUACACCGUUAUUGACAGUGACAUGAUGACUAAGGACCCGUCCGCUCUGAAAGAGGAGGGCAAUAAGCUGUUUAAAAGGGGCGACCUGGAGGGAGCGCUCAGCUGCUACACCAGCGCGCUCGAGCUCAGCGCGUGUCAGGAUCAAAGCGCCGUCCUGUAUCGCAACCGUUCCGCGUGCUAUCUCAAACUCCAGGACUAUUCCAAGGCAGAGGCCGAUGCUACGAGAGUUUCUUUAGCUCUUGAAACCGAUCCAGGUGAUAUUAAGGCGAGGUUCCGCCGGGCCCAGGCUUUGCAUAUGCUUGGGAAGCUGGAUCAGUCCUUUCUGGAUGCCCAAAAAUGUGCCCAGUUGGAGCCCAAGAAUAAGGCUUUUCAAGAGCUGCUCGGGCAACUAAGUGCCCAGAUCCAACAGAAGGCUGUGCAGCUCUCAUCCACAGACUCACGGGUUCAACAGAUGUUUGACCUCCUUUCGAACAGCUCUGCACAGGCUUCAGACAGACAGAAGGCUGCUCAGAACCUGGUGGUGCUCUCUCGUGAAGAUGCUGGGGCAGAGCAGAUCUUCAGGAAUGACGGCGUAAAGCUCCUCCAGAAACUGCUGGAGUCUCAACAGGAGGACUUUGUGCUCCCUGCCCUUCGAACUCUGGUUGGCUUGUGCACAGGACACCAGCCGAGGACCAUGGCCAUUGUCAAUGACCUGGGCAUGGACAGGUUGUGUGGGGUCAUGGGGUCAGCGACCUCGGCAGUGUCCCUCUCUGCAUGUCAUCUGCUUCAAGUGAUGUUUGAGGCUCUCACCGAGGGCAUGAAAAAGGAUGUCAGAGGGAAGGACGAGGCCUUACUGCCAGAGCCUUCUAGUGAGCUGCGUUCCAUGCUGCGGCAUCUUAUCGACAUGCUGCCUGCGUCGAGCGUGUCUGGGCCAGGCCGCGACAGUGCCAUCAACCUGCUGGUCAAACAGGUGCCCCGGAAAUCUCACAAGAAUCCUGACAACUCCCUCAGCCUGUGGGUCAUUGACCAGGGCCUUAAGAAGAUCCUGGAAGUGGCAGGAACAGUUCCUGAGGUAACAGGUGGUCCAUCGCUCACUGACAACACCCCCAUGAGCUGCUCUGUGCUGCUCAGUAAGUUAUAUGAUGAUUUGAAGAGUGACAGAGAGCGGGAGAACUUCAACAAGCUGUGUGAGGAAUACAUCCAGCACCACUUUGGGAGCUCAGGCUUGGAGAGCAAGCUGCGUGCGAUACAGACGGUGUCGGCCCUGCUGCAGGGCCCCAGUGACGUGGGCAACCGCACCCUGGAGAUGUCAGGCAUGAUGGAGGCGGUCAUUUCUCUGUGCGCCUCUGAGAAUGUCACCCACCAGCAGGUGGCUAUAGAGACACUCAUUCAUGCUGCCGGCAAGGCCAAGAGAGCAUCUUUCAUCACGGCAAAUGGAGUGGCAUUGCUGAAGGACCUUUAUAAGAAGAGUGAAAAUGACCAGAUACGAGUGCGUGCUCUUGUGGGCUUGUGCAAACUUGGCUCGGCCGGAGGCACAGACUUCAGCAUGAAACAGUUUGCAGAGGGAUCAACUCUCAAACUCGCCAAACAGUGCAGGAAGUGGCUGUGUAAUGACUCUCUUCUCCCGAACUCUCGGCGCUGGGCUGUCGAGGGCCUGGCCUACCUCACCUUUGAUGCAGAUGUCAAGGAGGACUUGGUGGGGGAUACGAAUGCUCUUCAAGCCAUGUUUCAUCUGGCUAAGUCUGAGGAUAAGACGGUAUUGUUUGCGAUUGGAUCCACUUUGGUAAACUGCACCAACAGUUACGACGUUGAAAAGCCAGAUCCUCAGAUGGUGGAAUUGGCCAAGUACGCCAAACAACAUGUGCCAGAGGAACAUCCGAAGGACGCUCAACCUUUUGUGGAGAAGCGGCUGCUUAAACUGCUGGAGGCCGGAGUGGUGUCGGCUCUAGUGUGCAUGGUAAAACAAGAAAGUCCUGCGCUCACGGAGACAUGCAAGGAAUGCAUCGCCAGGGUGUUCCUGGCUCUGGUGGACCGACAGGAGGCCCGGGGCACAGUGGUGGCACAAGGGGGUGGAAAAGCCUUGUUACCACUGGUGUCAGAAAGCACUGAUGUGGGGAAGAUCAAAGCAGCACAGGCACUGGCAAAGAUCACCAUUACCUCGAAUCCUGAGAUUGCCUUCCCUGGAGAGAGGGUCUAUGAGGUGGUACGUCCCCUGGUCAGUCUCUUAGCCCUGGAAUGCUCUCUACUGCAGAACUUUGAGGCUCUGAUGGCCCUCACCAACCUAGCUGGCAUCAGUGAGAGAAUCAGGCAGAAGAUCAUUAAGGAGAAAGCUGUGUCUAAAGUGGAGGGCUACAUGUUUGAGGAGAAUGACCUUGUGCGGGCAGCAGCCACUGAGUGCAUGUGUAACCUGGUCUUAAGCCCUGAGGUGCAGAAGCUUUACCUGGCCACAGAUAGCGACCGCCUGAAGCUCUUGGUACUGUACAGCGGUGAGGAUGACGAGAGACUGAGGAAGGCUGCGGCAGGAACUCUGGCAGUGCUGACUGGAGAUAUGCCUGAGCUGUGCACACGGAUCCCCAGUACAACAAGUCACUGGAUGGAGAUCCUGCAGGCCCUGCUGCUGAGCGAGAGCCAGGACCUGCAGCACCGCGGUGUGGUCAUCACACUGAACCUGAUACAGGCGGAGAAGAGCCUGGCAGAGAAGCUAAUGGAGAGCGAGGCACUGGAGAUCCUCUCUGUGCUGGCUAAAGGGGGUGAGGCUAGCUAUGCUCCUGUUACCAGAGCAGCCCAGCGCUGCCUAGACCUGGCUCUGGAGUAUCGGCUAAUCAAGAGUUAUGAGGCAGAAGCCAAUGGGACGUCCGCACCAUAACUGGAAGUGUCAUCCCUACAGACAAAGCUCCCUACGUGUCUUCGAAGAAAAACGUUUGCAAUACUUUAUGAUGUAGUCUAGAAAUGUCUUUUAGAGCUGUUCCACUGUACGCGUGGAAGAAUGAAAAUAAGAAUGUGCGACUUGGCAAGAGCAGAGGCUUGACAGUCUCAGCAAUCUUCAUUUAAUAGCAGAUUUUAUUUCUAAAUUAAGUUUGGGAUGAUAUAAAACUAUGAAUUGUGGCUUUUUACAGAGAUGUUGUGUAUUUGGGGCAAUGUUGCAGUCACCAGCUUCCUACAAUGGAGUGUUUCUGAAGAACAGCACACAUGUUAAGAGACCAAAUAUUUAAUUCACUACCAUUACUUGCACUGUUUUUCACUUUGUUUAGUACUGUAUUUUGCAUUCCAGUAAAUUAUUCAAUUGAAAGCUCUA
Messenger RNA from Electrophorus electricus (electric eel), 3505 nucleotides. It is a transcript of the gene unc45a, whose product is annotated as unc-45 myosin chaperone A. The record is from RefSeq and is a predicted model, not a curated record. NCBI's taxonomy places the organism in Eukaryota, Metazoa, Chordata, Actinopteri, Gymnotiformes, Gymnotidae. Gene Ontology annotation, cellular component: cytoplasm. Gene Ontology annotation, molecular function: Hsp90 protein binding.